AUGAGCCAGCCACCACCACCUCCGCCGCCGCCGCCCCACGGUGACAACCCCAGGACGACAGCUGGUGGCUCCGGUCUGCCUCCGGGCAAAUACGACAUCUUCGUCAUACCGCAGCACUCCGCCGGCUCGGGCUUCCUCUAUCUGCCAUCAUUGAAACCAGCUUGGAAUAGCUUCAUCGCCGGCGUCGCUUUCACGCUGUUUUUUAUCAUAAUAGGCAAUAGUCUUGCACCAGCUUUGAAGGCAUGGUGGGAUAACUUCCAGGGGCUCGGUGGCGUCGGUUAUGGUGGUCUCGUCCCCCAGUCCCAAGAGCAACGGGAGCAGCCCAAACCGCCGCCGCCGCAACAGCAGCCGCCGCCGCAACCCCCGCCACAAUCUCAACCGCAACCGCAACCGCAGUCGCAGCCACGGUCGGAACCACAACCGCCCCCGCCCCGGCCUACGACGGCGAAGACAGAGACUCCCAAAGGGUCAUGGCAAAGAGCCAGAGAGGAGAUCAGGAAGCGGGAAGAAGAACGGAAAGCCAAGGAAGCAGAGCAGAAGCGGAAAGAAGAAAGUUUGCGCCGGCUGCAGGAGCUUCGGGAAAAGGAUGCCAAAGAACGCGAGAGGCGAGAGAGUGAGGCUCGCGCGAGAGAGGCCAAGGAGAAAAGUCGAAUGGAACAAGAAGCUCGAGAGAAGGAGCGACUUUUACAAGAGGUGCGGCAAAAGGUCGAGAGGGAGAUGAAGGAACGGGCAGAUCAAGAGGCCCGUGAGGCCAAAACACGCGAGUUGAAAGAAAAAGAAGAAGCACUGAAGCGUGAAGAAGAGAGGCUAAACGCUGAAAAGGCACGGCAAGCGGCAAGGGAGCGGGAAGCCAGAGAAUCGAAGGAGCGCGCCCGCAAGGAGGAGGAAGAGACGAACGCCCGCAAGGGAAGCACGUACGCUUUCUCAUCGCUCGGAGAGAAGACCAGCAUGUGGCCAAACGGCAAGCCCCCUGCCGCAACGUCGCAGCCAGCUGCAACCGCCCGGCCUGCGCCCACCUCCACGGCAUCCUCAACAAAGACCGCUCCAGCGCCAGCCAAAUCAACCGCCGGGACAGAAGAAACCUACUCUUAUCGGCCAUACGACAAACCAAAGAAGCCAGGAGCCCGAAAAAAAUCGGUAUCGGACUUUUCUGAAUCCUCUUGGGCGCCUUCCGCCUCUACCGCGCGCACUAGCCCCCCGCCGUCGAUGCGCGGCCCUUACACCACAGAUGACCCUCAAAAGAUUGUCAUCAAGGCAGUCUAUGGCUACCUGAACCAGUUUUCCAAGACGCCUGCCUCGCAGCUCAUUUCGGGAACCGGGACUGUGACGGACGGCCUGAUCCUCCGAAUCACCAGCGCCGGCCUCUUUGUCGACGACGACGUGCGCGGCGUUGCGCAGCGAGAAUGGGAUGUCAAGGCUUGGACGCUCAAGCAAGUCGAGGUAUGGUGUCCCACACACCUUUUGAGUUCUUCCAGUUCGAAUCUCCCCGGUGCAAUCCCCACCAGCCACCCCUUCUUCAAGACGAUGCCCGGCGUCAUGCGCCGCGCGGCCGAGAGAGGCGCCCCCAAGACGGUCACGGGUGAAGAGGCCGUCGCCUAUCUCGAAGACCUCGGCCGUGUGUGCCAGGGCAUCUGUCGUCCCGGACUGCCGUCGCGUGCUUCUGCGUCAAUGGGGAGUUCUAACAUCGAUGAUAAGAUUGGAGAGUGGGCCGCCAAAGGCCUCCACCUCCUCCGCGCCACCAUUCGCGACCAAGAGGGAAAACGGUACCUGUUCGUCAUCGGCCAGGAGGAGAGUUGGAAGAUCUCCCAAGGCCUGCAGACCCUACGUGGUGGCACCCAGGUCAGGGCCCUCGGCGUUGCCGGCUUCAGUUCAACAGAGGCCAAGAACUUGCUGGAGUCCCUUGGGUGGAGUUGA
Lasiosphaeria miniovina is the source of this 1914-nucleotide messenger RNA. RefSeq lists its product as uncharacterized. NCBI's taxonomy places the organism in Eukaryota, Fungi, Ascomycota, Sordariomycetes, Sordariales, Lasiosphaeriaceae. Bases 1 to 1914 code for a protein of 637 amino acids. The record is from RefSeq and is a predicted model, not a curated record. The transcript is spliced from 2 exons.